Messenger RNA from Volvox carteri f. nagariensis, 3168 nucleotides. RefSeq lists its product as uncharacterized. The record is from RefSeq and is a predicted model, not a curated record. The transcript has 6 exons. The coding region runs from base 1 to 3168 and encodes 1055 amino acids. NCBI's taxonomy places the organism in Eukaryota, Viridiplantae, Chlorophyta, Chlorophyceae, Chlamydomonadales, Volvocaceae.
AUGAGGCUUACUUGUGGCUUCCUGAGGACUGGAAGGGACGUGGCCGUCAACCACAUAGCGUGCUUGCUGCAGAAUCGCCUUGCGGGUUUCUUCGCGCGCGCCGUCACCGCCACCGCUGCUGCCAUUGCAGCCAGCGCACGGCUGCUGCGCCUUAACCACCCGCUCCACAUCCUCGACGGCCGUUGCGCUGCCGUUCAACCCCGCGCCUCCGCAAGGUCCUUACCCGCGGGACUGUCACCAUUCGCGUCAUGCACGCGGAGCACGGCACGCUGCCGUGGAAACGACUCGGCGCGACGGGACUUGCCGCUCUCAGCAGCCCCUCUGGAAGGCCACAGGAGUUCCGCCGCGACGGCGGCGGCGGCGGCGGCAGCAGCGGUGACACAGAUGUCGACGCCGACGGCGGCGGCGCCCUCUUGGCGCUACUACACUGGCUCUACUGCGACGUGCAGCGCGCGGUAUAAAAUACACGGUUACGAGCCCUGUGACCUGCGGCCGGACUGGCAAGCCCUCGUAGGACGUCUGGCCCGUACCUGCGGCCAGGGCGCGUACAUGGCGGGGUCGUAUGUACGACAGGGAUGCGUUGAGCUGACGUUGGAUUUCCUCGUCGCGGCCGGGGGGCCCAGGGCGCCUGCGGGCAUCGCCAACGGCAGCAGCCUUGAUAACAACGACCUGCACUCCGUGAAGCCGCCGCCGUGCCCGUACGGCAGAGGGUCUGACGUCAGAGGUGUGACCGACUCGGGGUCGAGCUUGGCACCCGACGCAGCGGAGAUCCUAAAAGCGCUAGGGCUUGAUGGCUGUAGCUCAGGUACUACUGUUACUACUAGUACUGCUACUGCUACUCCUGAUGGUUUUGGUGACACAUUGCCGGCGGCGGCGGCGGUGCCGGCGGCGCUGCCGUCACCGCAGGUGCAACUGCUUGGAAUGGAGCCCGCAGCGUCAGACGCGCCGCGGGUGGUGCAGCUAUGGCCGCGGGUGCUGGUGCUGCCGGCGGCGGCGGCGGCACCGCCGGGAGGGGGCGGACGGGCAGGGUUGCCUUCGCGGCGAUGUGCGGACGAGCAGCAGUUGGUGAGGGCGGAGGCCCCGGAGGCCUCGCCCUCCGCCGCGCAUGCGGAUGCCGACGGGGCCACCAUCCGGCAGGAGCAGGCGGCCUCGAGGGAGGUGCAGCUGGUGUGGGGCUCUGAGGAGGGGGAAGAAGGGGAAGACGGAUCGGACCAGGCAGCGACCGCAGGCAGGGCAACGGCAGCUGCAGCCGCGGCCACAGCUGCGCCGCUAGGCGGCGGUACGGUGCUGCUGCGGGCCAUUGUGUGUCGGCCGCCGCCGCCGCCGUGCACGUCGGGUCGAUGCAAGGGCGGCGGCCGAAUGAGGCCGCUUGAAGCCCCAGCCGUCUUUGCUCGUGGACAGGGGGAGAUACUCUCGACGCGUGUGCUGCGGUUCCAGCUUCGUGCUACUGCGGCUGUCAGCGACUCGUCGUCGCCUUUCAUCGCAACCUGCAGGAACGCCGCUGGGUCCCAAUCUGCCCCAAUGACCCACACUCGGGGAGGCCAACCUGGCAGCAGCGGUGGCGGCGAACACUAUGAGCUGGAGAUGCUGCUUGCCCAGCCACGGCGCGCGGGUAUCUUACUGGUGGAGGUAUCCUGGUCGAACCAGCCCGGUCACGUGAUGACACUAAUAGCGCUGCCCGCCACGGAAGCGGCGGUGGCGGCGGAGCUACAGGACCACGCCAUGGCGGCGGCAGCGCCGCCGUCGCAACCAUUGAGAGCGACGACGCCGGAGGCGGUGGCGGCAGCGGCGGCUCUGGAUGUCGCGCUUGCGCGGCGGCAGCAACGCCUACUGAACAGCUUCCUUCUGGACGCCGGGGUUUGGGCGGCGCAGCAGGCACUGGCGGCAGCGGCGGCGGCGGCUGAUGACGGCUGCGCCGCCGCUGAUAGUACUGCGAUGGAGCAGCUGCACCCCCGCCAGCGGGCGAUGCUGGGUACCAACCUGAUGUGCUUCGCGGCCCGUGCGGACCUUAAGGCAACGGAGGCGUGGCUGCUACGCGGCUUGUCGCAGCUGGAAACGGCGCUAGGUCGACGGGAGGCGCAUGAGGGCGCGGGUCGGAAGGCUGGAGGUACUCAUGCGGUCGUGGCGGAGGCGGAGGUGGCGGCGGCGGCGGGGGCGCCUCCGCGGGGCUGCAGCAGGGGCCAAGCAUUCGAAAUCCUCGCCCUCCUGACGCUCCUCGCCCGAGCGCGUGUCGACCUGCUCAGCGCCGCCAACAUCACGACGGUCAUGGGCGGCCUCCCUGGAGUCGUAUCCCUGUUGUCGUAUCUGCUGCUGCCGCGUCACGCCUGGGGCCGCGUCGUUCGCUGCAUUAAGGUCCCUCGCUACGGCGCCUACGUGGCGGUGAAGGCUGUUUCGAUGUUCCUCGACAGGCCACUGCCUCCGGGUGUGAGCUCCUACCACCACCUGGGCUUGGGUAGGGUGCUCCAUGAAGGACUGCUUCUGUCACUGGCGUGCUUGUACGCAGCUAAGCUCUGCGAAGCCAAGCGCAGCAUCAAAGCCGCAGCGUACUGGUCCAUCUUCGACGUGUUGCUCGUAAAAGGCGUUGUGAACCUCGUCUGCACCGUUUGCAACAAGUCCUAUAGCGCGAAGAACCCGUCAGCUGUCUGCCCGGAUCACUAUGCGAAGCACCAGAAGGACGUCGCCAGCGCGGUCGGAAGCGAGCAGUCCGGGGCGCCCACAACCAACAGCACGAAGUGCUCGCGCGCGGAGGAGGGGCCAGUUCGGACCUUCUUCCUCGCUGCAGUGCAAAUCGCCACCUUCCUGAAGCACCUGGCUCUUUUCUUCUUCAAGUGCAACAUCGCCCUCCAACUGAGGCCGGCAGAACAGAGCCCGACAGCUUUGCAUCCCAAUGCGGGCGUGUCCCGCAUGUUGGCAUGUGUACUUUGGUGGUUCCGUUUGCGGUUGGGCCGACGGUUGGGCCGCGGGGCGCCUAAUUACACCCCGUGGCGCCAUCCGACACGCGUCUGUAGAGCGCCCAUAGGGGUUCGCCGUGUUCCCAGUGUCGAGCGGCCCAAAACAUUAUUGGAAAAUCCAGGAAAAGAUAAAGCCGCAUCGUAUGCAAAAUUUCAGGUCAAAAUUCCACCGUUUAGGCAGUUUUCCGUUUGGCCAUCUAAAGAUUUACCUAAUUAG